This is a messenger RNA of Xenopus laevis (African clawed frog), 1090 nucleotides long. RefSeq names its product glia maturation factor, beta L homeolog (gene gmfb.L). Gene Ontology annotation, molecular function: Arp2/3 complex binding; actin binding. Gene Ontology annotation, biological process: actin filament debranching; negative regulation of Arp2/3 complex-mediated actin nucleation. The record is from RefSeq and is marked predicted. Gene Ontology annotation, cellular component: cortical actin cytoskeleton. Lineage: Eukaryota; Metazoa; Chordata; Amphibia; Anura; Pipidae.
AGUCCGAGGUUACAAGGCAAAACUAGCAGUGCGGACAUGAGUGAGUCUCUGGUUGUUUGUGAUGUGGAUGCAGAACUUGUGGAGAAGUUAAAAAAGUUUCGCUUUCGAAAAGAAACCAACAAUGCUGCUAUUAUUAUGAAAAUAGACAAAGAUCGGCGAUUAGUGGUUCUGGAGGAGGAACAUGAGGAUAUAUCCCCCGAUGAGCUGAAAGAUGAACUUCCCGAGAGGCAACCAAGAUUUAUAGUAUACAGUUACAAGUACCAACAUGAUGAUGGCAGAGUUUCUUAUCCAUUGUGCUUUAUCUUCUCCAGCCCCUUAGGAUGUAAACCAGAACAGCAGAUGAUGUAUGCAGGAAGCAAAAAUAAGCUAGUUCAGACGGCUGAACUCACAAAGGUUUUUGAAAUCAGAAACACUGAAGACCUCACUGAAGAAUGGCUAACUGAGAAACUUGGCUUCUUCCAUUAACUUGUAUUUUCUAUGUUAAAGAGCUUGAAGUGUUCACUUUGUACUUUCAGUUCACUUUUACACAAGAUAUCUGCAUUCCAGGAGAAUUUACUUUGACCAAAAUUAAGAUGGUAAAAUUAUGACACAUGAAACCCACUGGUUUUCAAAAUAAGACCUAAAUAUCACUCAUGGGGAUUAAUACCUUUAGCUAUUUGUACUGUGCGCUGCAGCUUCUCUAGCAGCAGUGCACUAUAUUGUAUUAAUAUGUAUACCUGAAAUCACUGGAACAUGUUUACUGCUUUACUAAAACUAUUCUAUUCAAAAAUGUAUUUCAUUCUAUAAACACUAAUGUUUUGUAAUGCUGUAUUCUCAGAAUAUUGGACAUUGCCGUUUGUAAUUUUUCAUCUUAUUUUUAGUGGAUUAUUUCGUAGGGAACAAUCUUAAUGACUUUGUGAUGUCUAUUUUUUGUGCUGUAUGCAAAAUGUACAUAAUCUUAUAGCACUUUCCCAGCAUAUAUGGCGGUUGCAAAUGGAUUAAAGGACAAGCAAAGAUAAAUUCCCUGGGUAGUGUCAAGUUGUUAGGCAUUCCCAGUGAUUCUAGUUGCUUACCUUUUACCCGUGGCUGGUGCUCAUCUUAAAAAAACAAA